CUACUCUACUACUAUGCAUCAUGACUCAUUGUGUAAUGUUUAAUUGAACUGUAUGACCUUUUUAGGGAUUUAUAUUUAAUAACAAGACACCCACACAUCCUUGAAGUAGUAUAAAGUACAUCAAUAUUAAUGAUAAGAGAGAUAGAGACUCUAGACCAUCUGUCAUUUGGGGAUAUAGCUACUGGUAGAGUCUGAACCUGGCUCAUAAUAUCAAGUAAAACUACUACUAUGGAUCCUUUAGCUACAACUUCUUUGAGUCCCUCUUCAGAGCUCUGCCAAGACUUGCCUGGACUAUUAAACUCUAUUGACAUCGAGACAUGGCCCGUCAUUAUAUACAUGCUGAUAAUAGUCAGCAUAUUCUCUUGUUGUUUGGCUGCUGUCCUCUCUUGCUUUCUGUGCUACUUUUGCUAUCGCCACAAGCAAAGAAACAGCCAAGAUAGCAGCAGUUUUUCAAAGCGUUGGACCUCAGUCACCACCACAACUCCUAUGAUCACUUCACCGAUCACGCAAGAUGAAGAAAAGUACGACUUUAGCGACGGAGUACUAUCUAACGAGCCAACCUCUAAGACAUUCCAGACGACCAGCCUCACUGAUGCCACCCAUCAAGUAUCAGUGGAGGUUACCAUGCUCCCUGUUGCUACCCCAGCCCCUUGUAUGCCAGCAAGCCUCAACAAAUCUAAGUAUAGAAGUUGUGAUGAGAUUACUGAUGAGACUGUCCAGACACAGAGCUACAGUGUAGCUACUCCUAAUCAUUACACUCAGUCUACCAACAGUCUCCAGAGGAGGAGUCCAGCACAGGAGGGAUCCAACCGUCCUUCUGUAAGCUCUUUCAAACCACAGCAGCAGUCCCAACAGACCGAGCAUGAAAACAGGAAUAAUGGUGGCUCGUCCCGUGGCAGUGGUUCACAGAAACGAACCAAUUAUGUUCAAAUUGUUGCUACAAAGAAGAAGGAUCCUGUGGCUGCCCCUCCAACCCAGUCAGGCAUAAGACCUCACACUCCGUCAAAUCACAUCACAGGACAGGAUGCUUUACCGUCACGCUCUGCACGAUCAAACUCCUCACCUGCAGUGAAUGAAGUAUUGUAUGAGAACUCCUCUUCUGUUAGACUCAUGGGUUUACUAGGGAAGCAGUCAACAAUGCCUACUCCAAUGCCAAGGAGGGGGAAUCAAGAGUCACCUGAGUCCUCACCGUCUCACAGCUAUGAGAACUCUCUUCCCUUUGCUCGGCUACAGACCAGCUCUCAGCAUUCAACACCAACUCAUGCUCAAACAGGAGCCACUAGUAAUCCAUCACCCAGAAGAGUUACUAAUCCUGCCAUAAUUUCUCAAAACAAAAGCAGGGGCCCUCCACCAAAUCCAAAGCCUAAGCCAUCAGGAGCUCAGAGUGGUAGAGUCUCGGUAGACAAUGCAGAGCAUCAGCAGCUGCCGAGGUCUCGCUUUCUCUCUCAUCCAGGACCUGUUGCUCAUCUUGUUGAAAAUGGUGAUGAUAGCCAUAUUUAUUUAUCACCUCGUACGGUUGGGGGCUCUGCUGUCCCAUGGAAGCCAUACAAGGAGCUUGAUUUUACGACCCUUGAGCCCGAGAAUGACUAUGCAGUUCCUAACAGUUUGCUACAAGAUGAAAAUGAUGAGAAUGAUUAUUGUGUUCCUCCACCGACAGUUGACUCAACUGAUGUCUUUUACUAGAUUUUGUUGUUGUUAUUGUUGUUUUUGUUACUGUUGUUGUCGUCGUCAUUAUUGUGUGAUUUUAUCAUUGUGUGAUUUUUACUGUUGUUGCUAUUUAUAAUUUUUGCUUAUUAUUAUUGAUUAUUGUUUGUUAAUUUUUGAUGAGGAACUUAGCUUCUAAAUUAGAUCUACAUUAGAUCUAUUUUUUGUA
Amphimedon queenslandica is the source of this 1873-nucleotide messenger RNA. Its product is annotated as rRNA methyltransferase 2, mitochondrial-like. Bases 229 to 1683 code for a protein of 484 amino acids. Gene Ontology annotation, biological process: RNA methylation. Gene Ontology annotation, molecular function: rRNA (uridine-2'-O-ribose)-methyltransferase activity. Gene Ontology annotation, cellular component: mitochondrion. Lineage: Eukaryota; Metazoa; Porifera; Demospongiae; Haplosclerida; Niphatidae. The transcript has 3 exons. The record is from RefSeq and is a predicted model, not a curated record.